Phragmites australis (common reed) is the source of this 1295-nucleotide messenger RNA. RefSeq names its product ethylene-responsive transcription factor ERF110-like. Gene Ontology annotation, molecular function: DNA-binding transcription factor activity; DNA binding. The coding region runs from base 67 to 1014 and encodes 315 amino acids. Gene Ontology annotation, biological process: ethylene-activated signaling pathway; regulation of DNA-templated transcription. Lineage: Eukaryota; Viridiplantae; Streptophyta; Magnoliopsida; Poales; Poaceae. The record is from RefSeq and is a predicted model, not a curated record. The transcript has 2 exons.
ACGGGAGCCAGAGAGGAAACGAAGUCACACGUUGCUCAGUUUGCUGCUGGUGCGAUACGUACGUUCAUGUGCUGCACGGCGAAGGUGGCGAACGCGCCGGGACAACCGCGGCGGCUCGCCGGCGGCGAGGAGGAGGAGGAGCAAACGGCUGCGGGGACGACGACGUGGCCAAUGCUGUCGUGGCACGAGCAGAGGCGCCGGGAGACGUCGGCCAUGGUGUCGGCGCUGGCGAGGGUCGUCGCGGGCGGGGCGGCGGAGGAGGUGGUGGUCUCGCCGGAGAUGGCCUGGUGGGGAUACGGAGAUCUGCCGCCGUCGCAUUCCUCGGUGGCCGACGAGUACGGAGCGGCAGCAAUCCUGGCGCAGCACCUGCCUGCGGCGACGGCGUCGCCGGGCCCGAGCGAGCAGCUCCCCUCGCCGUCGUCUUCCGGCACGGGCGGGCGGCGCGCGUCGCCGCAGAGGCGGUACCGCGGCGUGCGGCAGCGGCCGUGGGGGAGGUGGGCGGCGGAGAUCCGGGACCCGCACAAGGCGGCGCGCGUGUGGCUCGGCACCUUCGAUACCGCGGAGGCCGCCGCGCGGGCCUACGACGAGGCCGCGCUGCGAUUCCGCGGCAGCCGCGCCAAGCUCAACUUCCCCGAGUCCGCGGCCCUACCGCCGCCCUCGGAGCAGCCGGCAUCCUCAGCGCCGCCGCCGAGGCCGGAGGCGCUGCUGGAGUCGCAGGCGCUGGCCAGCGAUUGGGAGUACUCGGAGUACGCCAGGUUCCUGCAGGGCGCCAACGAGCUGCCGCGCUUCCUUGAGCAGACGGUGCAAGCGCCCCAGCCGCCCGCGGUGACGGCGCCAGGCGCGCUGUCGAGUUCGUCGUUCCCGGUGUUCUCCGGCUUCGUCGUCGGAGACGAAAGCGACGGCACGUUGCACCAUCUCCAGACGCAGGGGAGCCGCUCCGGGCACCCGCCGGCGCCGGCGACUUGGCCGGGUUCUUCUGGGUGGUGGCCCGCGCCGCCGCAGGAUCCAUCCUGAUGACGCGCAAGGAUCUCUACGUCACGCGCUGCAAUUUUUUGGCCGAGUUUUUCAUGUUCGUUGACACGUGGACCAGUUUAGAUGGAGAGAUGCGUUCGUGUUAUUGUAUUCUUUUCGAAUAAAUUUUUGUUGCUAUCUCGGCUUCUUUUUUUAGCAAAAUUUUGAUCGUUCAAACAUGUGCGAAUCUAAACGCACCACAUCAAUGGCGCGGCGCCGGUGUAUCCGCCGAUAGUGUCCUACCCUGUUUCACUCCAGCCUUUUGAUGAACGUUCGCUUCUUCA